Molecule: messenger RNA, 1560 nt
Organism: Aphanomyces invadans
Lineage: Eukaryota; Oomycota; Saprolegniomycetes; Saprolegniales; Verrucalvaceae
Product: pyruvate dehydrogenase complex dihydrolipoamide acetyltransferase
Exons: 4
Coding region: 30-1445 (471 amino acids)
Biological process (GO): pyruvate decarboxylation to acetyl-CoA
Cellular component (GO): pyruvate dehydrogenase complex
Molecular function (GO): dihydrolipoyllysine-residue acetyltransferase activity
Source: RefSeq, a predicted model, not a curated record
AGUCACUCAAACCCCAACGACGAUCGAAUAUGCGUGUGGUGCAAGUCCUUCAGCGCACGGUGGCGCGCCAACUCCUUGUCCGUCCCGCAAGUGUUGCGCGAGCGUUCUCGACCCUUCCGGACCAUGAAGUUGUUGGUUUGCCGGCUCUGUCGCCGACGAUGGAAACGGGAACCAUCUCGACGUGGCUCAAGAAGGAAGGCGACAAAAUCACUGCAGGUGACAUUGUGUGUCAAAUUGAAACAGACAAGGCCGUUGUGGACUUUGAAGCGCAAGAUGACUCGUACCUGGCCAAGAUUCUCAAGCCUGAAGGCACGGCUGAUGUCAAGGUUGGUGAGCCCAUCUUUGUCACUGUGGAAGAUCCCAGCGAAAUCGCUGCGUUUGGCACUUUUUCUCUCAGUGGUCCGGCUCCCGCCGCUGUUGCUCCUGCACCUGAAGCCCCGAAGGCUGCCACUUCUACCCCUGCUCCAGUUGCCGCCGCGCCGACGCCUGUGCUCACUGCAACCAGCACGUCUUCUUCAGGUCGCGUGUUCGCCAGUCCAUUGGCCAAGAAAGUGGCUCGCGAUGCCGGUUUGGCCUUGGGUAGUGUGACCGGCACGGGACCAUUGGGUCGCAUCCUUCGCGCCGACGUCGACGCAGUGUUGGCCGCAGGACCUGUAGCCCCUGCCGUCGUUUCUGUUGGCGCCACCACAGCCCCUGCUGCUUCCCCCGUGGCUGCAUCGACUUCUCCUGUGUCGUUUGGCGACUACACCGAUUUCCCCUUGACUGCCAAGGCCCAACAACUGGCGGCCCAGCUGACCCAGCAAAAGCUGGAUGUCCCGCAUUACCAUUUGACCGUGGACGUUGCGUUGGACAAAUUGCUCGUGGCUCGCGACUUGCUCAACAAGACCCGCAAGCCCGAAGAGCAUUUGUCCGUGAACGACUUCUUCCUUCGUGCGGCGGCAUUGACCAUGAAGAAGGUGCCUGCGGCAAAUGCCGCGUGGCUUGGAAACGUCAUUCGUCAAUUCCACAAUGUUCACAUCAACUUGUUGGUGGCUGCUGAAGGCGGCGUUGUGGCCCCCGUGGUUCGCCAAGUCAACUCGAAGGGUCUGGACCAAGUAAACGCUGACGUGCGUUCGAUUCUCGCCAAGGGCUCGAGCGACGACGUCGCGUGGGCCGAAUCGGACUUGGAAACCGGCACGUUCACAAUCUCGAACGUCGGUAUGUUUGAUGUCAAGUCGUUUGCGGCGAUCGUCAGCCCGAACCAGUCGUGCUCGCUCGGCCUCGGCACGAUUACGAAGCGUGUUGUCCCCAAUGACGACCCGGACGCUGAGCAAAUCUACAAAUACUCGACCCAACUCACGGCGACUCUGGCGUGUGACCAUCGUGUGAUUGAUGGCGCCACCGGGGCUCAAUGGCUGGCGUCGUUCAAGGAAUUAGUCGAAGAUCCGUUGCGCAUGAUCCUAUAAGUCGAUAGACGAUAUACACGACGAUGGGACCACUCAAUAUGACGUUGUAUGCUGCGUUGACCUCGUCGAGCGUCUGUGUGUUCACAACUUUCGACACGACAGGACGAGUUGGCCC